AUGAGGGAACACAAAUUCACUGCAGAUGAUCAGGAAAACAAUGCCUGUAAGAACAAAGACUCCCAUGUUGGAAACCUGGAAGAAAAUGCAGACAGAGGGAACUGGAGCAACAAGAGAGAAUAUCUGUUGUCUAUGAUUGGAUAUGCAGUAGGGCUUGGAAACGUAUGGAGAUUCCCAUACCUAGCAUACAAACAUGGAGGCGGAGCCUUCCUCAUUCCCUACGUGAUCAUGCUGUCAGUCUCAGGGCUGCCGCUGUUUUUCAUGGAGAGCUCCGCUGGACAGUUCUGUAGCCAGGGACCCAUUAAUAUGUGGAAAGCUGUGCCGAUAUUGCAAGGUGUAGGAAUUACCAUGAUGCUGGUCAGCACUUUCGUUUCCAUCUACUACAAUGUCAUCAUCGCGUACAGCAUCUACUACAUGUUUGCAUCAUUUCAGUUUCCACUGCCAUGGAGCGAUUGCUCGAGCUGGUCAGAAAAGAACUGCAGCAACAUGGUUAGAGAAUAUUGCAAUAUGACUGCCUACAACUUGAGUCUUGUAGCUGGGAAUGUGAGCAUGGCGGCUGAUGGGAAUCAAAACUGUUCAGAAGAAGCAUGGAUUAAAGCACCAUUACAGAGCGCCAGUGAGCAAUACUGGGACAAAGUGGCCCUUGGACGCACUAAAAGUAUGGAUGAGACAGGGUCAGUGGUCUGGCACUUGGCCCUCUGUCUGCUACUCGGCUGGAUCCUGAUCGCUGCUGCGCUCUAUAAAGGCAUCAAGUCUUCUGGGAAAGUUGUGUACUUCACGGCCACAUUCCCAUAUGUCGUCCUGAUCAUCCUGCUUAUCCGCGGCGUUACUCUGGAGGGCGCAAGAGAUGGCAUUGAAUAUUACAUUGGCUCCCAAUCUAACCUUACAAAACUGGCAGAGGCUGAGGUUUGGAAGGAUGCAGCCACUCAGAUAUUUUUCUCACUGUCUAUUGCAUGGGGUGGCCUAACAGCACUGGCGUCCUACAACAAAUUUUAUAACAACUCCUACAAAGACUCCAUUAUAGUAUGCGUCACAAACUGCAGCACUAGCAUCUUUGCAGGCUUUGCCAUAUUUUCCAUACUCGGACACAUGGCACAUGUCUAUGGGAAACCAGUUUCAGAGGUGGCACAGGCUGGAUUUGGACUGGCCUUCAUUGCUUACCCUGAUGCCCUUUCGAAACUUCCUAUAUCGCCGCUGUGGUCCAUCCUGUUCUUUUUCAUGCUCAUAACUCUUGGUAUGGACUCUCAGUUUGCUGGAAUAGAGGUGAUCACGACAUGUCUCCAGGAUGCCUACCCGAAAAUCCUAAAGUCCAAACGGGGCCCUGUUACUGUAGUCAUUUGUAUCAUACUCUUCCUGCUUGGCAUACCAUGUGUCACCGGGUCAGGUAUAUACUGGGUAAAUCUAAUAGAUGCCUACUGUGCUGGAUGGAUAAUUUUGGUCGCUGGGUUGUUGGAAGUCACCGGUCUUGCCUGGAUAUAUGGUGGAAACCGGUUCAUCCAAGACAUAGAAAUGAUGAUUGGGACCAAGAGCACCCUCUUCUGGCUGUGGUGGAGGGCUUGCUGGUUUUUCAUCACUCCUGCUGUUCUCCUUGUCAUUCUUAUCUGGUCAGUGUACACGUUCACUGCUCCUACGUAUGGCUCAGUGCAAUAUCCGCAGUGGGGCAUUGCUCUGGGUUGGUGUAUGACUGCAUUCUGUCUCAUGUGGAUCCCGAUUGUGGCUAUCUGGAAGAUAAUGAAAGCCAGAGGAAGCUUGUGGCAGCGGCUCAAAUUCACAUCCUCACCCGCUGAAGAUUGGGGUCCUUAUCUGGAGUGCCAUAGGACCGAUCGCUAUGUUAUCAAAGAGAUGAAAGAUACAAAUGUCUUUGUAAUCUCAAACCAAAACACCACCAGAUUGUAA
This is a messenger RNA of Clarias gariepinus (North African catfish), 1896 nucleotides long. It is a transcript of the gene slc6a14, whose product is annotated as solute carrier family 6 member 14. The coding region runs from base 1 to 1896 and encodes 631 amino acids. Gene Ontology annotation, biological process: sodium ion transmembrane transport. The record is from RefSeq and is a predicted model, not a curated record. Lineage: Eukaryota; Metazoa; Chordata; Actinopteri; Siluriformes; Clariidae. The transcript has 14 exons. Gene Ontology annotation, cellular component: membrane. Gene Ontology annotation, molecular function: L-proline transmembrane transporter activity.